AUGUAAAGCAAUGGGAGGAGGGGUGCAACUUGUAAUUCGCCUUGUGACCAGUAUUAUUUUUGUGUGAAACUAUACAUUGUCUUAGAUGUUGAUUGAUUUUUAUACAAAUAUGGUACUCUUCAGCGUGUGGGAAGUACAUAAAGCUUCAAGUCACGAAGGCUAAUCGGUAAUUAACGGGCAUAAUAGGCGUACUUUGCGUAACAGUCGUAGUAUUACACCCUUGCAUUCGUAUUUUGGUUUGACGUCCAAAAAACGGCGGAAAAACAAGUAAUGACAUAUACAUUCCUUCUCUUAAAUACAUUAUACUUCAAGCUUAACAUCAGUUUAACAUCCCUUUUAAAUACAUUUUAACUUUAUGUGGAAUAUAUUUGCACUUGUAUUUAUUGACGCUCUUAAAUUGUUUGCGAACAGAGGCUUUUUAGACAGCUAGGUGGCGCUGUGUAACAGUAGGACGUCCCAGAAGGUCAGGCGGAAAUAUGGCGGUGAUCAUGAAGGCGCUGCUGAGAAGACACGCGUUUCAUUAUAAGCCGGCGCUUCGCCGGCAUUCCAGCUUGUUAACUGACUUGAUAGAAAACAUGGAUAAAAAGGAGACCUGGGACAGAUUUUAUCAGGAGAACAACAGUACUAAAGAUGGCUCCCAAAACUUCCGGAACUUUGAAUGGUUCUUCAGCUUUGAUGCCAUCCAGAGCUUCAUCCUUCCACUGCUGCAACCACAGUCGUCACAUGAAGCCCCAAAGAAUGCUCUGGACAUGGGCUGCGGCACGUCGGCUGUGGGCCCCGGGAUUUACAGGCACUCUCCCUGGCCGGUGCGGGUCACGUGUGCCGACGUUUCCGCGGUUGCGAUCCGCCUGAUGAGGGAGCAGCAGCAAAGCAGAGCGGUGCAGCCGGGGAACACGUCCUCCAGCCUGCUGUUCCUGGAGCUGGACUGUUCCCAACUCCUGCAGCAGUUCAGCCUCUGCACUUUUGACUUGAUCGUAGAUAAAGGCACGACCGACGCUUUGUUGAGAUCUAAGGAGGGUCCGACCAAAGCUGGGCGGGUCGUACAGCAGUGUCUCAGAGCCCUGCGGCCAUCUGGGUCUCUUCUCCAGUUUUCAGAUGAAGACCCAGAUGCUAGACUCUUAUGGCUGGAAAAGCAGAGUGGAGAACUGGGGGGUGGAGUCCCAGGGGUCAAAGUGCAGGAGGUAGGAACUUUAAGGGGCAUUUCCUAUUAUUGCUAUACAAUAAGCCCCCCCAGUUCCCCUUAGCCUUUGACCCAUAACUGCCCAAUUGUUCUUUUGUUUUAUGUAUUGAAAUUAUUGAAAGAAUUGUUGAAACCGCGUGUGUAAACAUUUACAUAUACAGUAUAAUCCCACAAAUAAAAUUCUUAUUGUA
Brienomyrus brachyistius is the source of this 1371-nucleotide messenger RNA. RefSeq names its product citrate synthase lysine methyltransferase (gene cskmt). Lineage: Eukaryota; Metazoa; Chordata; Actinopteri; Osteoglossiformes; Mormyridae. Bases 477 to 1244 code for a protein of 255 amino acids. The record is from RefSeq and is a predicted model, not a curated record. Gene Ontology annotation, molecular function: S-adenosylmethionine-dependent methyltransferase activity. The transcript is spliced from 2 exons.